AUGGCCCCCGACCUUCCUGACCUCCCCAUCCCCCCUUGUCCUCGCUGCGACUCCAAGGCAUGGCGCCACACCGCGACAGGCAUAGUAUGUGCGAACGAGCAUGCGCUGCGUCCGUCUCUUCUCGUCCCCCGUGACGCCCCCAAGCCCACAGACUUCACCUGGGACGGCAUAACAGGUUACGCGCAGGUCCUACACGAGCCGAGUCUCCUGCAGCUCCGGCAACACACGAACGCGACGAUGGUGCAUGUCAUUCUGGCGCAUGCGGCGCACACCGCGCUCGCGGCCCGCCACGCGGCGCUGCAGGACGCCCAUGACGCGCUCGCGGCCAAGCACGCCGGCCUUAUUGCGUUGUAUACCGACCUUGUUAAUGCGCACCGGCGGCUCGAGGGGCAUGUGGAGGCUCUGGGUGGACGUGUGGAGGCACUGGAGGGUGUGCAAGCCGGCCUGUUUGAUGUGACGGUAACGGUUGUGCCGAAGGUGAAGGUGGAGGGGGAGGGGGAGGGGGAGGACGAGGAGGCGGCAUAG
Molecule: messenger RNA, 525 nt
Organism: Cutaneotrichosporon oleaginosum
Lineage: Eukaryota; Fungi; Basidiomycota; Tremellomycetes; Trichosporonales; Trichosporonaceae
Source: RefSeq, a predicted model, not a curated record